UUUAGCAUGAAUUUAAAAACUUCUGGAAGCGUCUUUUAUUUGCAUUGAUAAGCAACCUGCCUUCAUCCCUCUAGGGUUUUGUUAUCCUCUUCAUCUCCAUUGCGCUACCUACCAACAUAAUCUCUCCAAUCUCCAUCCGGAAAUGGCAGCUGCUCAGAUGACCACCGCUGCAUCUUCAAGCGUUUUUCUGCCAUCUUUUGAAGGUCUUAGACCAUCAACACUCAAGGCUUCCUCCGUGUCCUUUAGAAUGGGUGGUGGUUUGACUCUCGGCUCAACCCGUGGCCUCGUUGUCAAAGCUGCGGCUACUGUUGCUCCUAAGUACACUACUUUGAAGCCGUUGGGUGAUAGGGUGUUGGUAAAAAUUAAGGCUGCAGAGGAAAAGACUACAGGUGGUAUAUUACUGCCAUCAACAGCACAAUCAAAGCCUCAAGGGGGUGAGGUUGUUGCCGUUGGAGAUGGCAGGACAAUUGGGCAGAAGAAGGUGGACAUAGGCGUGAAGACUGGUACACCAGUUGUAUAUUCGAAGUAUGCUGGGACGGAGGUUGAGUUUAAUGGGUCAAACCAUCUCUUAUUGAAGGAAGAUGAUAUUGUUGGUAUUCUUGAGACAGAUGAUGUAAAGGAUUUGAAGCCCCUUAACGACAGAGUUUUAAUCAAGGUCGUGGAGGCUGAGCAAACUACUGCUGGUGGCUUGUUGCUGACACAGACAACCAAGGAGAAACCCUCCAUUGGCACGGUGAUUGCAGUGGGGCCGGGGCCUCUGGACGAGGAAGGACAUAGAAAAGAGUUGACGGUGUGUGCUGGAAACACGGUUCUUUUCUCGAAGUAUGCUGGGAAUGAUUUCAAAGGGAGCGAUGGUUCGGAUUACAUUGCUUUACGAGCAUCUGAUGUCAUGGCUGUUCUUCCGUAGUUGGUUUGCUUUGCUUUAGGAAAACCGGUAUUUGAAAGAACAUUUUUGGCAUGUGAGAAAUCCUAAAGGCUUGAAUUUGUAGCUUAUUAAAUCUUUUUUUAUGAAAAAAGGCCUUGUGUGAAGUUGCUUGCAUGGCUAUUUAGUUCAGUGACUUGUCCAGAUGCAUGUUUUGCAAAA
Messenger RNA from Cynara cardunculus var. scolymus (artichoke), 1084 nucleotides. Its product is annotated as 20 kDa chaperonin, chloroplastic-like. Lineage: Eukaryota; Viridiplantae; Streptophyta; Magnoliopsida; Asterales; Asteraceae. Gene Ontology annotation, cellular component: chloroplast; mitochondrial matrix. The record is from RefSeq and is a predicted model, not a curated record. Gene Ontology annotation, molecular function: protein folding chaperone; protein-folding chaperone binding; transition metal ion binding. The coding region runs from base 143 to 907 and encodes 254 amino acids. Gene Ontology annotation, biological process: positive regulation of superoxide dismutase activity. The transcript has 6 exons.